Messenger RNA from Clupea harengus (Atlantic herring), 573 nucleotides. RefSeq names its product zymogen granule membrane protein 16-like. The transcript has 4 exons. The record is from RefSeq and is a predicted model, not a curated record. Lineage: Eukaryota; Metazoa; Chordata; Actinopteri; Clupeiformes; Clupeidae. The coding region runs from base 1 to 573 and encodes 190 amino acids.
AUGUCGACAUGUGUGGUGAAACAACUACAGAUGGUCAAGAACGCAGCAGCGCGUCUGACGUUCAACCGAAGAAGGAUGCAGGUUCUUCUUUUCCUCAGUGUCCUCCUGGCUGCAGCCUGUGCUGCACCCUCGUACUUCUCCUUUUCCCCAGCUGUGGGGUCAGGGGUUGGAACCUCUUACACCAUCACAGGGACGGGUCGCAUCACUGCGGUCAGAACAUGGGAGAAUUAUAACAGACAAGUCCGUGGUAUCCAGCUCCGUUAUGGGUUCAAAUGGUCACCAGUUGGGGGGAACCAGGGCGGCAGAGUCAAUGAGAUUGAGCUGUUCGACGACGAGUUCAUCGUUCAGAUCUCCGGCAAGCACGUUCACUGGAUCUACAGCCUGAUGAUCGUCACCAACAGGGGGCGCUCCCUCAUUGCUGGGCAACCAGUUGGACUCACCUUCAACAUGUACCCCAGCCAUCCAAUGGCCGAGCUCCGUUUCCUGAGCGGUGGCCACCAACACGGGAUCAUAUCCUCCAUCGCCUCUCACUGGGCCGUGCUCAACAUGCCCACCAAUGGCACUGCUGAUUAG